Messenger RNA from Phlebotomus papatasi, 1609 nucleotides. RefSeq names its product mitochondrial import inner membrane translocase subunit TIM44. Gene Ontology annotation, biological process: protein import into mitochondrial matrix. Gene Ontology annotation, molecular function: protein-folding chaperone binding. The record is from RefSeq and is a predicted model, not a curated record. The coding region runs from base 137 to 1438 and encodes 433 amino acids. Lineage: Eukaryota; Metazoa; Arthropoda; Insecta; Diptera; Psychodidae. Gene Ontology annotation, cellular component: mitochondrial inner membrane. The transcript is spliced from 3 exons.
AAAGAUCAUGGAAUAUAGUGUAGAGUUUGUGUUGGUGCGAGUGUCGCAAGUGUGAAGCAAAAACACGGAAAAUAUCCUAUUUUUCCUCAAUUUUCACCUGUAAAUCCCAUGCAUUAUUUUGCAUAACUACCACAGAAUGCAGACCGUUGUGAAAAUGUCCACGAUACGCUCCACACUUCGACUGCAAAAACAUUUGCUGAGCAAAUUGCCCGCGAAUGGAGCGGUGUCUUCACAGAGGCUGUAUGCACAACAGCGACCCGGAUUCUUUUCCCAAUUCAUCGAGAAUAUCAAGCAGGAGAUGGAGAAGAACAAGGAGAUGAAGGAGAGUUUGAAGAAAUUCCGUGAGGAAGCUGAAAAAUUGGAGCAAUCGGAAGCACUAAAGUCAGCCCGGCAGAAGUUCAAUACCGUCGAAUCGGAGGCUUCAAAGAGUUCAGAAGUGCUGCGAGAGAGGCUGGAAGGUAUCAAGGAGAAGGUGCAUGAUGUGUUUGAGGAGGCUUCAAAGACGGAUUUGGGUAAGAAAGCUAGUCAAUUUAGUGAAGAGCUUUCGAGGUCCGCGCGGGGAGUUUCGGAGUCAAUAGCCGAGAAAGGGCAGCAAUUGGGGAAGAGUGGGGCAUUUCAGAGCAUUUCCAGUGCCACGGAGGCGGUCAAGAAGGAAAUUGGGACACAGGGGAUGGCCGGAAGGGUGUACAGGAGUCCAGCAAAGCUCCGGAAACGCGUAGAAGUGGCUGCAGCGAGUACAGAGAGAAUCUUCGAGGCCAAUGACGAUGCCCGAGGCAUUGAGUUGCACAAAGACAGCAAAUUCUACCAAUCCUGGGAGGAUUUCAAGAACAAUAAUGCCUACGUGAACAAAGUCCUGGACUGGAAGAUGAAAUACGAAGAAUCUGAGAAUCCUGUGAUCAGGGCUUCGAGAUUGCUGACAGACAAAGUGUCUGAUGUUAUGGGAAAUCUCUUCUCCAAGACAGAAUUGUCAGAAACCCUGACAGAAAUCUGCAAGAUUGAUCCGAAUUUCGAGCAGAAGCAAUUCCUCCGUGAUUGCGAAACUGACAUUAUUCCAAAUAUCCUGGAAGCCAUGGUGAGGGGAAAUCUGGAAAUUCUGAAGGAUUGGUGCUUCGAGAGCACGUUCAAUGUGAUAGCAACACCAAUAAGUCAAGCCCAGAAGGCUGGAUACUAUCUGGACUCAAAAAUCCUCGACAUUGAGAAUGUCGACCUGGCCAUGGGGAAGGUGAUGGAACAGGGCCCAGUACUCAUCAUCACCUUCCAGUCUCAACAGAUCAUGUGCGUCAGAGAUUCCAAGAAAUCCGUCGUCGAGGGUGAUCCUGAAAAAGUGAUGAGAGUAAAUUACGUUUGGGUACUCUGCCGAGAUCCCAGUGAACUCAAUCCCAAAUCUGCCUGGAGACUCAUGGACCUCUCUGCCAACAGCACUGAGCAAUUUGUUUAAGAACCCCCUUUCCCCAUCCCACAAUUUACCUAGUUAGAAGAAAUAAAGCGAAACAUCGAGGGUUUUGUUUUUUGUUCUUUUUAAAGAAUUAUUGUACAAAAUUGUCAUUGCUUGUUGUAUAAAAAAAAAGAAAGAAUGAAGGCAAAAAAAAGAAAAGCAAAAUCCAGAAAA